Magallana angulata is the source of this 10002-nucleotide messenger RNA. RefSeq lists its product as uncharacterized. Gene Ontology annotation, biological process: male meiotic nuclear division; regulation of double-strand break repair via homologous recombination; homologous chromosome pairing at meiosis. The transcript is spliced from 13 exons. The record is from RefSeq and is a predicted model, not a curated record. NCBI's taxonomy places the organism in Eukaryota, Metazoa, Mollusca, Bivalvia, Ostreida, Ostreidae. The coding region runs from base 125 to 8908 and encodes 2927 amino acids. Gene Ontology annotation, cellular component: nucleus.
UAUAAAAACCACGUGACACAAACUUCCGCUGCAAACGGACGAAGCGCAGGAAUGGACGAAAAAGUGGAACUUCAUGCAUGGGGAUAAAGAUUGUUGUGGUGUACAGAGACGUUGACCGGAUACGAUGUCGGACACACACGGGAAGUCUGUCCCCGCCUUACCCAAGAUCAAAAGGCAGAGCAAUAAAGGGGGUUUGCGCAAUGUAGAAAGUAACAGCAGAGAUGCACAGGAAGUGAAAUUGACAAUAGAGCGGUCCAACCUGGACCGAACAUAUCAAUCCCCAUGGACUCCCCGAACUAUACAGAUGGUGGUCAACAAAGGACAGGAGGCCCAGUACAGAGAGAAGAAAACGGCCAUGAAAGAAGAGGGCCGCCCUGCUCGGGAGGUCCAGGAUCACUUUGCCUUUAUAUUGGUGAAGGAUCCGUCCGUCAUGACCAAAAUAUCACAGGAGGGCGUCAAGACCAAGCCCAUAGCCUUCAACGCGCUAGGAAACAGCAAACUCGGGAUUUAUGUUUGUAAGCAUGCAGACGUCCAGCUGAAGCUUGCGGAGUCUUGGAAGGUUAAUGAAUGUCACCUUAUUGUGUGCAAGGUUAUGUACGGAAAAUGCAAGAUGGUGACUGCUCAGAGCCAGACGGGUGCGGCCAUGGAGCCCACCCCAAACUUCGACUGCCACAUGUCUCAGGAGAAACCCAACCCUAAUGACCCCUUCAACAUGCAAAUAACAAAAUCAAUGGUGUUCUUGUACGAAUACAACGAGGACUAUGAGACAGUUGAUAGACCAAGGCACUGUGUUCCCUACGCUUUUGUAGUAUAUAACAAAUCUAAAGACGCAAAAUCAAGUGGUGAUACCAAACCAAUGCAGUGGACAUCAAAACCCAAACCUCAGACAAUAUCCCGUCAGCCAUCAAGUGGAAAUGAGGCUAUCCGGAAGUCGAAUAGAGAAGCAUUUGAGAAAAGGGUUGCUGGAUUAUACCAAGCUCCACAAUUCCCUCACCUGUAUAUUCCACCAGUGGAGAGUUGGAUGCCUGCAAAGACUGGACUACUUCCGUUACCUUCACGGCCGCCGGGCUACAGCGUCAUGCAGACCAGGCAAGAUCCUAGGAUUAGAUCUACAAAUCUAGUCAAUACUGACACAGCACCUUCAGGGGAAGUGUCAAACCAAACCAAAGCUGAACCUUUUGGAGAAGUUUCAACACAAGGCAAAUCUGAGUCAAUGCCAGAGCUAUUAGACAAAGACGAACUACCCAAACCAAAAGAACAAACUUCACAUACAAGAAAUAUUAUUCCAAGCAACAAUGAAUCUGGUCAGACCAAAGAAGACAAUGAGAUGGACAUUGUUCCCUACAGUCCUGGUAUAAACCACGGAGAACUAGAUGAGUCAUUUUCUGAUAGUAUUCCUACACCAGAGAGAGAACUGGAGGAAAGUAUCAUUAAAGCUUCAUUCAGAAAAGACGAAAAAACCAGUGAACAAAGUGCCGAAAAAGAAGAGGUUAAUCUUGCAAUGCUGAAUGCAAACUCUGAACAGCUUGAAGCUGUUGUGAAACAUUUGGAGGCAGUAUUAAAGAAAAAGCAAGAAGAGAUGUUGAAGGAACCCACUCAACAACCCAACAAAUAUGAAAUCCAUCAACAGAGUGAACAAUUGACUCAGUUAGAAGACACUGAUGAAAGAAUUAUCCCAACCAAAGACAGCUUCAUUGUUAAUGAAAUGGGCGACAUCGAUGAACGGAUGAGACCAAAUGUGCAUGUGCCAAAUGAUUCAUGGAACAGCAACUUUGAAAAUGCAUUUGGAUUUGAUCCAAGGCAAAUUCCAUAUCAAAAGUCUUCAGUAAAUGUGCCAGCAAUCCAGGGAAGUAAUAUUUCUGGUGAUGUUAUAAAAGAGGUUCCUAUGGAUAUAGAUUCAGACAGUGAGAGUAAUUCUUUGAAAGAGGCUAGUUCAAUAGAAACAAAUACAGACUCAUCACUGAUUGAAAAGCAAGGAAAAAAGGUAUCAUUGUCAGAUUAUAAAGCCAGAAAAAAGCAUAGUUCUCCCAUAAGGGCGAGAAUUGAUGCCAUGAAACAGAGUUCUGAAACCACCAAUGAUAGAAGUGUUCAAAGUAGAGAAACUGUUUCUCAAAUUCAUCAGAAAGUUAAUGUAUCCUACUCUCAGUAUUUGACAGAGGACCAAGCAAAGUCGUUCCAAAUACCAUUUCAACUUGAUCGCAAGAAAUAUUCAGAGGGACAUUUACAGUCUCCAGUGAACUUUACAGAAGCUACAUCUAGUGUACAGAAGAACAGUGUUUCAAACGUUUCUACCGUUUCUGGGUUUUCCUCUCAAAAUUUACCAAAUCUUGUGUCAAGCAAUUCAAUGAAAUCUCCCACUACUGGUCUUUCCCCUAGAUCUGCUGGGAGUUCUCAUAUUGAAGGUUUCUUCCAAAAGUCACCCGUCAGUCUUUCACCUGGUACACCAACGAACCAACCGAUUGGAAGUAUUUUACAAAAAGUGAAUAUUGACAUUUCAAAUAUAAAGAAUAUCCUUCAGAACAUAGCUGCAUCACCAACAACAUCCCCAACGGUAAGCCCCGAGAAGAAUAUUUGGUCUUCUGCGCAUGAGGAUGUCCCUUGGAUACAGUUGAAAGAAACGAACCGACAGCUUUCUUAUGAAGAGCAACAAGCAGAGCUUCGAUACGAUGCUUACAACUUGACGGCUUCUAAACCAGAGAAACCAACGGAGGACGAAGAUGAUGCUGAUUACUCUUCACUUAUUUCUAAAAUAAAGAACCUUCAGCAAGAAAUCGAUCAAAUUAAGAAGGAAGAGAAAUCAAAUACAUCAGAAUGGCCAAGUCCGCUAAAAGCGGUCAAAGAACUUGUAGAUAAAAAGUUGGAAACCAAUCAACCUGAACCAAUACCGUUACAAAGGGGUGCAAAUUUGCUUCAAGAUCUCUCGUAUUUCCGCGAGGAAAACACGACGAAAACGUCUGUCACACCUGAAGACCAAUAUGAAGUUAUUGACCUAAGCAGUGAUCAUGUGAAAAUUCCCGGUCUCGGAUUUUCAGAUGAAAGCAAGGAUAAAUCACGCGAAUCUUUCUCCAGCGAAGAAAACAGAAAACCACAGAAUGCAGUGCAGGACACAAUAGAUCUUUGUGGCGAGAAUGAAAGCUCGGUUGUUCUAGAGUCACCAAGGAAAGAAAUUUUGGAAUUAUCAGACAAUGCCGAUAGCGAUGAUAAUUGUCUUGUUAUAUGUGAUACACAACAAACCAAAGCAAGUGAGCCACGUGAAACACUGGUCACAGAUAGUAAAACUAAAAAUAAGUUGAUACUUCCUAAAACUGAAAAUGAAGAACACGUAUUUUCACUUCCUGUGGCCAUGUCUACUCCAACCAAAAAGUCAAGAAACAAAGAAAAACAACAGUUAGAAAUAGAAAACGACAUUGGAUAUAUUUCAUGCGAUGGUUCCUACACAACAGAGAGCGAGAUAUCUCCACAAAAAACUCAACAACCACCAAAGACUGUCCAAAGAAAAGACACCGCAGAAAAAACUAUAUGUCCAUCGCCAGUUGUACGAAGCAGCACAGAAAUAGACGCGAUGAGUGAACAGCAACCAAAGGAAACCCAAUCCAAAUCAUUUGUUUCAAGUUCAGCUGACAUAUCCCAAGAAACAAACUCUACAGACACUUCAUUUACUGAUGAAACAAAAAAGAAAGCAAAUAAAGCGAAAAUGAAGGCGUAUCUUCUGAAGAAACAGAGAGGGAUGCUUGGGUACUCUAAAAAAAGAAAGCGGAGAAGGAAGAAACAUACAGACUUGGAUGAUCUUGUCAGUACGACCUCGUCGGAUCUGGUGGAUAUCAGUGAAUCAGUAAGUCUAGACCGGUUUUCUGCUGCACUGUCCUCCACCACGAGAACUUCCUCUCCCCUAGACAGUAAACCCAACCUACGAACUCUGCUAGCCGAUUUAGGGGUGAAACAUUGGUCAGAUGGCCUAAAAGUGAAAGAAUUGCAACCGACUGUAUAUUUAAAAAGGUGUGAUGGUCCAGAAGCUGUGCCAAUUAAACCAACUUUAACAAGAAAUAGGCUAGAGUCGAAGUCCACCGAGCUAUUGCCUGAUGUUGACAGCCGCUUUCCUCAGCAUAAAGAUGAAAGAGUCAAAGAGUGGAUAGAAGGAACGAGAAAGAAAAUAAAAUUGACUUUGAAAGAUCCGCUGCAAACUCCACAGAAUGCGUCAGAGAAACCGAGCGAAGUAGGAGGACCAGAUUUGUCAGAGACGAUGCACAUUAAAACCGAAGUUUCUGAUUCUUUGAAACCACAACAGAUUAAAGAUGAGCCUCAUACUUUAUCCUCUGGAAUCAAAGUAGAACCAUCUAAUGCAAAACCGACCGUCGAAGUUACAGUAGAUUUGAAACCUAGUCAGGGUUUGAGAAAUGUUUCUCCCAUAACAGUUGUUUGCUCCAAACCUCCAAUGCUGAUACAGAAAAGGGUUUCAUCUCCUCUAAUUGAUUGUAAAUCAAAUGAAAGUAGUUUCAAACCAAUAACAACAAUAUCGAAUAUACAACAACCGGCGACUGCCAAAAAGGACAUUUUCACACCGAGAAGUGUUAGACUGUCGUCAACUGUUUCUUCCCCACAACAGCAACUCUCCAUUCCUGUUGUUAAAGCUGUUAAGGUUCCUCAGCAAGCUGCUACAAAUAUAAGACCCCCACUUUCUAAAACACCUCUAACGCCAGGUCUUCCCACUGCCAACCAACCUUCAACAAACCAAGGGAGGUCAAUUACCUCUGUUUGGCCUCCUAAUUCAAACCCCCCUAUUCCCACAAUCCAACAAAGAGUGUCUGCUCCGAUGGUGUCUACUCAGCAAAAGUUACCAAUCCACGUUGCAAACCCACCACGGUUUCCUCCAGUUUCAUCUGUGCCCUUGCUGUCUACAAUGCAAACAGCAAAAGUCAGCUUGCAAUCAAGUAUUAAAAAAGUUCCUAUUCUAGAUUUACCGCAAAGACAAACAAUUCCAGUGCAUUCUCGUGUUCCUGCAAUUACACAAAAACGUUCGACAAAUUUAGUGCAAGUUCCAACAACGUAUUCAAGCAGUCGAGACUUUCCUCAGCCUUUCUCAUACAAUUCUGCACCUUUACAACAGUUUACUACCCAGAGUGUCCAACCCCCCGUCACUCAACCGUUGUACUACACUCAGUACCAUCCGAUGCAGCCACAAGUACAUAGUCACCAACAACCGCGCUUGCAGUCACCUCUGUAUCCAAAUCAACCUCAUCCACAAGGAGCAAGUUUUCAGCCUCCUCACCAGGGGAUUUCUCUUCAAUCUGAACAUCAUCAAGGAAUGAGUCAUCUUUCGGUAAAUCCUGUCCCUUCGCCACAAAAUGUGCAUUCUCAACCAAUCCAUCAGGGUGUACCUCCUUAUCAGUUACAUCAAUUUGAACAAACGCCGGCGGCAGCUACACAAGCUAUGAUAAAUGAGACUCCAUCUUUGAAAAGGAAAUCUACCGACGUAAUGGAUUGGUUUGCGGAAAAGUUUGUACCGAAAAAACACGUCAAAGAGAGUGGAUCAAGCAGCUUUACGGAAAAUUAUACGGACACUGAUUCCAUGAGUUUACCAACAUCUCAUAGUCCAAAUGACUCGUACACUGAUAUGUCGCUCUCUCCAAGUCCUCAGAAAAAGAGAUCAGAUUCUUUUUUAGUCUAUGGAUGCCAGCCGGAGGAAGCUGGCAGAAAUGAAUCCACUACGAAACCAAACGAGAUAUUUGACAAAUAUGAGAAUGGAAAAAACAAGUCAUCUGAAAGAGAUGCAGUUUCAACAUUUGUUGAAAACAGGCCUGCUUCAGUGGAUAAAGAAAAUAGAUCAUUAGUUCCUGGUGAUUUUAUUACAGCAACUAAACAGCUAGAAAUUAUGCAGGAAAAUGUAGACGACAACUCAAAGAACAAGGAAUCCACUCGCAGUUAUCUUUCAGAGAAACACAAUUUUGACAAACCAAAACCUGCAUUUAAAAACACGUUUACGUUAAUAGACGAUGAAACUCAUCUAAAAAAGGACAUAACAGACACUCCGGCUAGUCCCGAAGACACUGUUCGAAAUGUGAUUUUGGAGACUCCUGCCAGCCCUGAACCAGAAACACCCGCAAGUCCCGAUCAUGAACACCAUCCUUGUGAAGUGAUUGAUGUAAGCGAAAGUCCCGAGAGACACUCGGACGAUAGUGACCAUCUUGAUAUAUCAAUAGAUGGACUUGCUCGUAAAAGAGAAAUGAUAAGAAAACAGCUGGAUGACCUUCGGUCUAGUUCCGGGUCGCCCCGAGUGAGCAGAAAAGUUCAGUUAAAAUCAGGCGCCGAUUUAAUAGAAAUAUCGGACGAGGAGUUAGAAGAAGGAGAAAUAAAUGAGAGAGGCACGGAAAUGAAAGAAAGUCAAAAAGCCACACUGGCUACUGAAAAUAGAACAGUUGCUAUACAUGAGAGUGAUGAUACGAGUGACAAAAUUUUAAGCAAAUACAACACAGGCUUAAGUGUUACUGUAAGAAGUAAAGAUACAGAUGUAUGGGAUUCAGCAAUUAUCCUAUCGCAGACUGAUAGCAGAAGUGUAGAGAAGCUUGCAUGUGUUAACAGUGAACACGAAGUUGACAGAAAAGGACAUCCAGAAAGAGAGAAGGAAAGCUACAAAUUCAGUAAAAAAGAUAACUAUUCCAGCAGAUCACAUGAUUAUAAUUCAAGACGAUUUAGAUCAAGAAGUAGAAGUUCAAGCAGUGAAGUAAAAUACAAGUCACGCCGAUACAAAAUGAAAGGAAGAUAUAAAUCACGUGAAAGAAGUCCAAGUAGUGAAAGAGGAAAAAAAUCCCGUGGUCGAAGUGCAAGUCGGGAAAGGCGAUAUAGAUCACGUGGUCGCAGUGCAAGCCGCAGUGCAAGUCGGGAAAAGCGAUUUAGAUCACGUGGCCGCAGUGCAAGUCGUAGUAGAAGGUACAAAUCACGUGGUCGCAGUGAAAGUCGUAGUAGAAGGUACAAAUCACGUGAUCAUAGUUCAAGUAGCGAGAGGCGUUUCCGAACACGCGAUCGUAGUUCAAGCAGUGAGAGGCUUUACAGGUCACGUGGUCGUAGUUCAAGCAGUGAGAGGCUGUAUAGGUCACGUGGUCGAAGCUUAGGUGGAGGCAGACGAUAUAGAUCGCGUGAUCGCAGUUUAAGCAGUGAAAAACGACACUCGUCAGAAAAACAAGUUUCCAGUAUUCGUGAAUGCGGCGACAAACACGCGAAGCCAAAGAGAAAUGUUUAUAUAGAAAAUAACAGGAAAGAAAGAAUAAACGACGAUAAUGAAGUCAUAAUAAAGUCUGUAGAAGGCAUUGCUUCCAAGACCAAAGAAUAUAAAGAUGAUGUCAACAGAAUUCAAAAUGAAAGAAAGAAUUACACAUCCAAGGUAGCCAAUGCUUGGUCGGAAAUUUCGAUGCAGAAUCCUACCAACGUUGAAGUAAUAAAAGGCGAGACAGUUGGCAGAGUUGUCUCAAAUAGCAGCCAAAAAGAUUUCGAUGUAGACAAAGAAUUAAAAAUAUAUAUGGCGCAACAAAAUAUGAAUAAAACUUCGACGAAUGUAAAUAGGAAUGACAAUGUAACAGCAGAGCAGUUUAAAGAAGUAAAACAUUUUGUUCAAAAAAUUCGAAACACAGCAUCCUCAGAAACCUUAAGGUCAUGGGCGAUAAGAGAAUUAAAGUUUCAUUCAGAAUCAGAUUUCAACGAAAUAGCAUCAAAGAUCACUGUAGAUUUGAAUUUAACGAUUUCAGAGCUAUCGAAGAAUCAAAGAAAGUCGAUGAAAGCGAAAAUAAGGAAAGAAGUAGAAGUUGCCUUAGAAAAUAUGAGAAUCGAACGAUUGGGUGCCAAUCAAUCAUUCCCGGCUUCUACUGCAGAGAACGUUGUUAAAGAUGAUAAAAAUGCUUUAGAAAUAAGACCAUUUGAGCCUUUAAAUUUCACGAAAAAUCUGAUAGAGAAAGAGUUGGAGAUUGUAAGGGAUCAUCUGAAGAGACUUUGGCAUCACACCCAAGAACAGAUUGAUGUACCGCCUGGCAACACUUCGAGUGUGCAUUUGUUUUCUAUUCGACAAGACAUGCAACAAAUAGAGACCGAUCUGGUGCAGAGGGUCACAACGUACGGAGCACAUUUUGGUGUUCCUAAUCGACGAGUGCCAAAUGAGUUACUAACAGCAGAAGAGAAAACCAGUCAUUUCUCAGAAGAAAGUUUAGUUCUAGUGUUGUCGGGAUACAUACCAUCAAAGGCUUUUCAGAAACUGCUAUCACUUCGAGAAAAACUCGAGAAUUCAAAGAAAGAAAUGGCGGAAGCAGAAUCGUCUGAAAAUAAAGAACAGGUGCAAAGGUUGAAAAGUGGAAUGGAGGAAAUUCAUAAAGCAAGAAAAGCGAUGAUGCUCUCCUUUACUGGACCGCUGACUAAAAAACGGCUUCAAAAAAUUAAAACCAAAGCCAAGUGCUACAGAAAUUGUCUGCUUUAUUUUAAGAAAGAGCUCGGCGAGUUCAAUGCAGAAACGCAUCUUAGAUACCUGAUGAUAUCAUUACAAGAUUUAGAUAAACACUUCAGUUUACUGACACAGUUACUGGAAGAACAAGACAAACAAAAGCAAGAAGAAAUUACACAGGAUAUCCAUUUAAAGAAAAGAAGAGUGAUGGUUGACAAGUUCCAUGACAACUUUAAACUGGUGGACAACCAGCUUAACACCAUGUAUGCUAAGUACCAGGACACCAACCCUCACGUGUGUGCCGCCAUUACAGACGUUUCUGACAAAAUCAGGCAAGCUUUGACGUUAAUAGAUGCAGAGAAGAACUCCAAAAACAUCUCCAUCAAUACUGUCGCUAAGUUGGAACAGAUUCUGAAAUCCUGUCUAUCUGGGUACGAAAAUGUUAAGCAACAAAUAGUCGAACUGGAAGUGAGUAUUCGGUCACAAUGAUUCCUAUUACGUCAUUAGCAUUAUGUACUGUGUCAGUGUCGAUAGAAGUAAAUAUUUCUAAUGAAUGAAUCUCGAAGUCCAUGUUGUUCACUUCAUAUAGAAAUCUUUUCCCUCUUUUUAAAUUCGUGCUCAGCUUCAUGUGCUUGUUAUUUUUCGCCUUUGUAAAUAGAAAACCAGUCUUUAAAUUCCAUGUAUACAGUGAAAAUCAAAGUGUGUUUAUACAUUUUGUCCCUGCAAAAAAAAAAACUCUCUCGUUUCAGUAAUUAUAACAAAAAUGAAUGUCUUUUUUAUAUACUUUUUUGCUUUUUUUGUUAACAUACAUUUUUAUCAAGCUUUAUUUAUAAAAUAUCGUUCGGUAGAAAACUUAAAUCUUUUUUCUCAAUCUGAUUUAUUUUCUUGGAUAUUUGAAUAUUGGAUAUUUGAAUGCAUGUGUUUUUGUGUUGUCAAGACAUUGUACUAGAACGACUGUCAAGCAUGGACAGUUACACGUUGCUUCCUUUCUAUAAACAAGAUGCUGAUUGAAUUGAUUUUCUAGUAGCUCUAUUAUUCCAAAGAUCUUUGUGUUAUGUAAAAUAUUUGAUUGGACAAACAAUUUCCUAUCAAAAUUUGGAGAGCAAUAUUAGUCCUUUAUUUGUGAUGGCUUAUUGAAUAUCGUUUUAUGUGACCUAGUCGUGUAAAGAUAGGGAUUAUUCGGUGAACGAGUAUGGGCAUUAUCGUUAACGUAACUGUGUGUGUAUUAUUUGCAAAGUACAUGUAUAAUUAAACUUUAAAUAAGAUUUAUUACAUAAUACAUUCUAAAAGUUUACACUAUGGACAUUGGAAAACGAAAAUUGCAAUGUAGAUUCUGUUGACUCACGUUAUAGAGGAUGAACUGUUUGUACAUUAAUAUAUCAAAACACGAAAUAGACAGCUAGUAAUAUGUAAGCGUAUAAAUAUGUUAAUUCAAUAGAUAUACUGCAGUUACAAUGUUACUCUAAUUUACCGGAUUGUUUGUAGAUCUUGAUUGUAUUUGCGUUGUGUUUCUUUGUUUUGUAGUGGCCAGUUUUAUUUUUGAAUGUUCUUUACAUGAAAAUAAAGGUUGUUCUUGCAUUUGA